Messenger RNA from Colletotrichum siamense, 618 nucleotides. Its product is annotated as MIP18 family protein. Gene Ontology annotation, biological process: iron-sulfur cluster assembly. The record is from RefSeq and is a predicted model, not a curated record. Bases 1 to 618 code for a protein of 205 amino acids. NCBI's taxonomy places the organism in Eukaryota, Fungi, Ascomycota, Sordariomycetes, Glomerellales, Glomerellaceae. The transcript is spliced from 2 exons.
AUGGACAAAGAUCUCGACAAUGCGAACCCGACCAUCCUGAGCGCGGCUCAGAUGCCGACGCGUCAGACCAAGAGGAUAGCGCCAAGGAAGGGCCCAGAUGCCAAAUAUAACGAUGUCAUUCUGGCCAAACCUGCCUACCUGUCACGCCCCUUCUGCGAUGACGACUCGUUAUGGCCCGACAGGGACGUUGUCGAUGACGACUUUGCUGAGGAGCCCAUCGAUGAGCAGGAAAUUUACGACUUGAUAUCUACCAUCUCUGAUCCAGAGCACCCCCUCUCUCUGGGCCAGCUGGCGGUCGUCAACCUUCCUGACAUCCACAUCAACCCACCUCCCUGUUCAGGACCGUCAGACCCCAAUGCGCUGGUGCAGGUCAAGGUCGACUUGACGCCCACCGUAUCACACUGCUCUCUUGCCACCGUCCUUGGCUUGGGGGUUCGUGUGCGUCUGGAGCAAGCGCUCCCCCCCAAUUACCGCGUCGACGUCAGGGUCAAGGAGAACGCCCACGCCCAGGAUGACCAGGUCAACAAACAGCUGAGUGACAAGGAGCGCGUCGCUGCCGCCCUGGAGAAUGACACCCUCAGGGGGGUUCUGGACAAGAUGCUCGAAACCUGCGUAUGA